AUGGCAGAGUUCCCGUCCAAAGUGAACACGAGAACCAGCAGCCCGGCUCAGGGAGGCGGCGCCGUGGUGUCGACACUGAGCCCCGACUUGGGGUUCGUGCGCUCCAGCCUCGGUGCGCUCAUGCUCCUGCAGUUGGUGCUGGGGCUGCUGGUGUGGGCCCUGAUUGCUGACACUCCGUACCACCUGUAUCCAUCUUACGGCUGGGUGAUGUUCGUCGCUGUCUUCCUCUGGCUGGUGACAAUCAUCUUCUUUGUCCUCUACCUGUUUCAGCUGCACCUGAAGCUGUAUAUGGUGCCCUGGCCGCUGGUGUUAAUGGUAUUUAACGUGGGUGCCACUGUCCUCUACAUCACGGCCUUCAUCACCUGCUCUGCUUCGGUUGAGCUGACAUCCCUGAAGGGCACUCGGCCGUAUAACCAGCGUGCAGCAGCCUCUUUCUUUUCGUGUUUAGUGAUGAUUGCCUAUGGAGUGAGUGCUUUCCUCAGCUUCCAGGCCUGGCGAGGAGCAGGCAGCAAUGCAGCCACCAGUCAGAUGGCUGGUGGCUAUGCCUAA
Budorcas taxicolor (takin) is the source of this 549-nucleotide messenger RNA. It is a transcript of the gene PLLP, whose product is annotated as plasmolipin. Gene Ontology annotation, molecular function: structural constituent of myelin sheath. Bases 1 to 549 code for a protein of 182 amino acids. The record is from RefSeq and is a predicted model, not a curated record. Gene Ontology annotation, biological process: myelination. Gene Ontology annotation, cellular component: membrane. The transcript has 4 exons. Lineage: Eukaryota; Metazoa; Chordata; Mammalia; Artiodactyla; Bovidae.